AUGUCUAAGGUCCAGCGCGUCUACACCGACCCGGCAAUUUACGCUGCCGAGCACCAGCAAUUUAAGAACGAGGGCCUUCCCAGCACAGCUCAAGGCUGGAUUCAACGAGCGCAGGCCGUUUCUGAGAUCUUGAGCCGUGAUGCUGCGCAGCGCGACAUCGAGAACAAGGCGCCUCGCGCCGAGGUUUCGCUGCUCAAGUCCUCCGGCCUUCUGAAGAUUCUGGGCCCCAAAAAGUAUGGUGGUGGUGAACAAACAUGGGAAGUUGGCUACAAGGCCAUUCGGGAGGUUGCCAAGGGUGACGGCUCGCUCGGCAUGCUUCUUGGGUACCACUUGCUGUGGUCGACCACCGCCAAUGUCGUCGGCACCGCUGAGCAACAGGACAGUGUACAAGCUGUUCUGCUCCAGAAUAACUUCUUCGUCGGUGGCGCUGUCAACCCACGUGACAGCGACCUGAAGAUUACUAGUGAGGGCGACGAAAUCGUCUUCAAUGGCUUCAAGAACUUCAACACCGGAGGUGUUGUCUCAGAUCUCACUGUCCUCGAGGGUGUCCUCGAGGGUACUGAGGACCACAUCUUCACCUUCGUCAAGACAGACCAGCCCGGCAUGGUCUUCUCGCACAACUGGGACAGCGUGGGUCUUCGGCUCAGCGAGUCCGGUAGUGUGAAGAUCACUGACAUCCGCGUGCCCUGGACGGAUGCCCUUGGUUGGGAUGCAAACACCAAGCGCCCGAUCCCGGAGGUCCUCGGUGUGCCGUUCGCUUCGCUGCUGCUGCCGACCAUUCAGUUGGUCUUCAGCAACUUCUACUUGGGUAUCGCCGAGGGGGCCUUGGCCGCCGCCACAGAAUACACCAACAAGUUCACACGUGCGUGGCCUUUCGGCGGCGAUAACAAGGAGAAGGCGUCCGAGGAGUUCUACAUUCUGGAACGCUACGGUGAGUUCCGUGCUCACGUGGCUGCUGCCGACGCCCUGGCCGACCGGGCGGGAGCUGAGAUCGCCGCCGUAUACGCCUCCGCUGGCCAAUACGGCUCGCUGGUCCGCAACGUCGUCACCGCCCAACGACGUGGCGAGGUGGCCGCGCUUGUCGCACAGGUCAAAGUUGUCACCACCGACACCGGUCUCACCGUCACCAGCGGCAUCUUCGAGCUGCUCGGUGCUCGUGCCACUGGCAAGAAGUACGGCUUCGACCGAUACUGGCGCGAUAUUCGCACGCACAGCUUGCACGACCCCGUAGCGUACAAGAAGCGCGAAGUUGGUGUCUACCAACUACUUGGCGAGAUCCCGGAGCCAACCUGGUACACUUAG
Messenger RNA from Dissoconium aciculare CBS 342.82, 1302 nucleotides. RefSeq names its product acyl-CoA dehydrogenase NM domain-like protein. The record is from RefSeq and is a predicted model, not a curated record. The transcript has 2 exons. Bases 1 to 1302 code for a protein of 433 amino acids. Lineage: Eukaryota; Fungi; Ascomycota; Dothideomycetes; Mycosphaerellales; Dissoconiaceae. Gene Ontology annotation, molecular function: 3-methylbutanoyl-CoA dehydrogenase activity; flavin adenine dinucleotide binding. Gene Ontology annotation, biological process: L-leucine catabolic process.